Molecule: messenger RNA, 1425 nt
Organism: Labrus bergylta (ballan wrasse)
Lineage: Eukaryota; Metazoa; Chordata; Actinopteri; Labriformes; Labridae
Source: RefSeq, a predicted model, not a curated record
CAGCUGAAAUAUUGUACAGUAAUCCCGUGCUGUUAUGGCUCCGUUUUUGCCGUGUAAAAAUAGACAAUGCAAGUCCAUGGAGAAUGCAUGUUUUCCCAAUACGAGUUAAUGCCAUCUGCCAUCUGUUUGCAGGUAUGUGCACACCCAUUGUAGACACGGGCAUGGUGCCGCCAUGUGAUCCGCUCCUGGGUUUAAAAGCUUAAGGCCCACAGAGAGGAGCACAGGAUACAAGUUCCCCAUUGAACAUCCUCUGAAGAGCACAUCACACUCACUUGGCGCUUCAUCAUGUCAGACACAGAAGAAGCAACACAUGAGGAACAGCAAGAGGAGGAUAUUGUUGACGGGGCAGAGGAAAAUGGAGAAGAUUCAAAGCCCAAGACAAAGACUGGUUUUGUUCCUGGCCUGGCACCUCCUAAAAUCCCAGAGGGGGAAAAAGUUGACUUUGAUGACAUUCACAGAAAACGAAUGGAAAAAGACCUGAAUGAGCUCGGCACGCUGAUUGAAGCUCACUUUGAGAAGCGAAAGAAGGAAGAAGAGGAGCUUCUGAGCCUCACUGAUCGCAUUGAGAAACGCCGAUCAGAUCGAGCAGAGCAGAUGAAGAUCAGGGCAGAGAGAGAAAAAGAACGACAGAACAAAGUUAAUGAAGAAAAAGCGAGAAAAGAAGAUGAAGAGGCAAAGAAGAAAGCGGACGAUGACGCCAGGAAGAAAAUGAUUCUUUCCAACCUGAGUUUCACUGGAUACAAGCAGACACAGACUGGGCCAAAGAGACAAACAGAAAGAGAAAAGAAGAAGAAGAUUUUAAAUGAGCGACGGAAAGAACUGACUAUUGAUCACAUGAGAGAGGAUGCCCUUAAGGAAAAAGCAAAGGAGCUGUGGGAAAGGGUGCACCAGCUGGAGGCAGAGAAGUUUGAACUUCAGUAUCAGGCCACAAAGCAGAAGUAUGAGGUCACUGUGCUGAGAAACCGGGUCAGUGACCAUCAGAAAAUUCCAAAGGGGAAGAAGCGCGGCCUGAGGAAGUAACACCUGACAUCAACCUGCGAAACACUGGCAUCAUUGACAGCCAAGAAAUUACAGAGAGAAACGUGAACAACAUUCUGAUGCUUGAAUACUAAAUCAUGCAAGAACAAAUGUUUACGUGCAAAACUAAUGAGAUGCUCUUCAACAUGUUUCUGUAGGAGUGUCUCUGAUUGCACAAUGAUCAGGCAAUGUGAUGGAGCUUUUGUUUAUUUAACAGGGAUUUGACAGGACGUGUGUGAUUCAUAAUGACUUUAGCAUUUAAGGGCACAUAAUUCGACACAACUGUGCUUAUGCAACGCCUACAAAUAUAUCUGUAAUUUCUAGAGUACUAAAAGUGGAACUGAGACCAAUUAACUGGUUCUUCGGCCUUGGAUGUUGUGUUUGCAAUAAAUACAAAUCUUUCUUUAA